GUCCGACUGCUGAGAGCCUUCCGACGAGAUGGUGGUGUUGGCGAUGCUGUCCGUGCUGGGGCUGUUGUCCGUCGCGGCGGUCCUGGGGCUGCUGCUGCUGCUGCUGGGGCGGCGACGACGGGGCCCCAAGGCGGCGAGCGGUCCUCCCGGCCCGACGCCCUGGCCCGUGCUGGGCAGCCUGCACCUGCUGGGCAGCCACGACAACCCCUUCCAGGCGUUCACGGCGCUGUCGGCCCAGUACGGCGACAUCUUCAGCAUCACGCUCGGCUCGGCGCCCUGCGUCGUCGUCAACACCUUCGAGCUCAUCAAGGAGGUGCUGGUCACCAAGGGCUCGCACUUCGGCGGCCGGCCCGACUUCAUCCGCUUCCACAUGCUGUUCGGCGGCGACCGCAACAACUCUCUGGCGCUGUGCGACUGGUCGGACCUGCAGAAGACCCGGCGCGCCAUCUCGCGGGCCUACUGCUCGCCGCGCUUCGCCUCCGCGCACUUCUACAACCUGGACACGGUGGGCAGCUGCGAGGUGGCCGCCUUCGCCGACGUCCUCCGGCGCCGCGCCGCGCCGGGCCAGCCCCUCGACGUCAAGCCCUUGCUCAACGUCGCCUGCUUCAACCUCUUCACGCAGUACAUGUGCAGCAAGCGGUUCGCCUACGACGACCCGGACUGCCUGUCGGUGGUGCGCACCUUCGACGAGAUCUUCUGGGAGAUCAACCAGGGCUACGCCGUCGACUUCAUGCCGUGGCUGCUGCCCGCCUACGCCGGCCACAUGCGGAAGCUGUCCUCGUGGGCGCAGUACAUCCGCGGGUUCAUCAUGGCCAACAUCGUGACCGAGCACGAGAACACGCUCGAGAUGUACGGCGACCCCCGCGACUUCACGGACGCGCUGCUCAUGCACCUGAAGGAGGACAGCAGCAUGGAGUGGCAGCACAUCAUCUUCGAGCUGGAGGACUUCCUGGGCGGCCACUCGGCCGUCAGCAACCUGGUGAUGCUGACGCUGAUCGCCGUGGUGCGCAACCCGCGCGUGGGCGAGCGCAUCCAGCGCGAGGUGGACGCGGCGACUGCGUGCGGCUCGCGACACGUCACGCUGUUCGACAGGGCGUCCAUGCCGUACACGGAGGCGGCCAUCUUGGAGACCCUGCGCUCGGCGUCCUCGCCCAUCGUGCCGCACGUGGCCACCGUCGACUCAACCAUCGGAGGUUACGAAGUGAAGAAAGGCACGGUGGUGUUCAUCAACAACUACCAGCUCAACACCGGAGAGAGCUACUGGUCGAAGCCGGCCGAGUUCAUGCCGGAGAGAUUCCUGUCGGCGGACGGGCACGUCAGCAAACCAAAAUACUUCAUCCCGUUCAGCACAGGCAAGCGGACGUGCAUCGGCCAGCGCCUCGUGCAAGGAUUCUCCUUCCUCCUCGUGGCGUCCAUCUUGCAGAGCUACGACGUCUCGGUUCCGGAAGGCACCGUCAUCCACACGCCGACCGCCUGCGUCGCGGUGCCCCCGGACACGUACUCGCUCGUGUUCACGCCUAGGAAGAACAGGGAGAGCUCCGGGCUGUAGACCGCGCGUAGCACUCGCUCCCCCCUCGCUGCUGCAUUUCCAUUCCCAUCCCACGAGCACCUUGUACAUAUCUCCAUUCCCGACCAACUUGUCGGUGUGAUCAUUAAUCACGGUGACUUUUCUGUGUCUUUUGUGUACGCGAUGUUUGUACAACUACGGCUGUCUUUAUUUAAUCACUUGUAUUUUUGACUGAGCUGUAAAAGGGCAGCUAAUUUUUUUCAUGAUGCAUCAUGUGUAGGGACUGGAAAAAUUCGCGGUUUCGGUGACCUCUAGGAUAGACUCCACCAUACUAUAUGAACUCGGGCAAAUUACACCUGCUCAUUGGUUACUGACUCCUAAUACCUCUUAACUGGGAUGCAUUUGAUUCGAUAUUUCUUUUGUUGUGUUUUUUUUUUUCAUUGACUUACAGUCCUUCAGAUAAUAUGUGGUCCAAUAACUGAAUCAGCAUAAAGGUAAACGUAUUUGUAUUCUAGUCUAUCGCGAAAUUAAACUGCGAAUUUUUCUGGUCUCUAAACAUAUGUUUGUGUAUCAUCCGUAGAUCGGAUGAAUGAAAAAAAAAUAUUGACUUAAAAGAACUCACUGUAGAAUUAGGACUUAGUACGUUUCGUAAAUUUGGGAAACGAAAUUUGCUUAAUAAUCUUGAUUCUGUCGUUUAUUUUAUACAACUACAUGUACCUGAUAACAUCGCCAAUAUGAGUGCUUAAAAAGGCACAUCCUGGCUGUUAAAUCAUAAAAAUCAAGAUCACAGAUGUUGAUGUCUUUGAAACAUCAUUUGCAAAUUAACACAUCUAUAAUUGUGAUACUUGUUUGUUUAGCUAGUAUGUAAUGCGAUACAAAAAUUAAAUAUGUAAGAUUUUAAGGCUGCAAAACUUUUAUAUUUUUAUGAGGUGAAUUGUUGAUUAAAUUUUAUAGACUUCUUGCUGACUGAGCACUCUCUCAACAGGUAUGCCAAACUUUGAUAUUGUUUAGUAAAUGCUUAGUGAAGGGUAUUGUAAUUUUAUUAUGUACAGUGUUUAAUAAUUGUAUAUAGUAACGUUAAAGAAAAUCAUGAAGGAUUUUACAGAACUCUGCUUAACCUCGCUUUUAUUAGAUAUUAGAAGUCAAUGAAAUGUAAGUUUCAUGUCGCAUAGUUGAAAGAUUUUUUUUGUAUAUGAUAAAUAAUCUUGAGGCAAUAUGAUGUUAGAAAUGUACAGAAUUUUUUUUACUUUGAUGUUUGUAAUACAUGCUGUUAUUUAUUCCCAGUCUUGCCAAUGUAACAAUGUAAUAGCUUUAGUUAAGUCUUUAAAUCAGCAAAAUCGACAGUGAUUUUCUUAGGACGAUCCUUAGUACUUACAGAUCAAUGCCAUUGCAAUGCAUGUAAAUUUUAUACUUGUGAUAAAAUAUAUUAUUAAGUUUGUAAA
Molecule: messenger RNA, 2949 nt
Organism: Bacillus rossius redtenbacheri
Lineage: Eukaryota; Metazoa; Arthropoda; Insecta; Phasmatodea; Bacillidae
Product: cytochrome P450 307a1-like
Exons: 5
Coding region: 29-1549 (506 amino acids)
Molecular function (GO): oxidoreductase activity, acting on paired donors, with incorporation or reduction of molecular oxygen; iron ion binding; heme binding
Source: RefSeq, a predicted model, not a curated record